Equus caballus (horse) is the source of this 1283-nucleotide messenger RNA. RefSeq names its product cilia and flagella associated protein 68 (gene CFAP68). The record is from RefSeq and is a predicted model, not a curated record. Gene Ontology annotation, cellular component: nucleus. NCBI's taxonomy places the organism in Eukaryota, Metazoa, Chordata, Mammalia, Perissodactyla, Equidae.
GUAACUCUGGGCAUUCCUCCCUCCCUCCAACUCUCUCCUCCUUCACUUCUCUGCAUUCUCCACUCUCCUACAAAAACCUCCCUCCAGGUCCCCUAUUUUCAAAGAAAGCACAGGUAGAAAGUGGUUCAACGACUAUACAAAAGGCAGCCUGUAGCUACUUAAAUGCUUCAGAGAGACAAAGCCACAAUAGCAGAAUAUAGAAGAAGAAAAGUGAGACUGAAGAAAUUCUGCAACAAAUUCAACCAGACACCAGUCCCUGCCAUUGCUAUGUCAGCAUUAUGGUUUCUCGUCACCUCUUCUUCACAAGUCGCUGGUUGAUGACGCGCCCACAGCGUCCGGUUGUCUUGACAUCCAUGGAGGAAGAUAGACAUGAAUGCAAAAGCGAGAAACCGGCCACCCCGUCCCCUCGCUCCUCCACCCGCUCGGGAGUGUCAAAAUAAAUGUCUUUUGGCCCGAGGCCGGCUCUAAGCGACUUCGUCACACCUGCAUGAGGUCACAAGCAGUCACUAGCGCAGAGGGGCAGGCCAUGAGGCGAGUUCUGGGUGAAAGAAGCGGGGCGGGGCUGAGGCCAAGGAGAGGUGGGGCUGUGUCUUGCAAGUUGUUGUCACAGAGGAUUUUAUAACAGCCUUCCUCUCGUCGGAAAUGGCUGCUGCUGCCCAUUGCCUCUGCUGCUCGGGAUUUCUCCAGAGACAGUCUCUUGCCCGUUACCUUGCAAACCCACACUAUGGCAGCCUCAUUAAUGCAGAUGGCCAUGCUGAAGUGUGGACCGAUUGGAAUGAUAUGUCCAAGUUUUGCCAGUAUGGAUGGAGAUGCACCACUAAUGAGAAUGCCUAUUCGAACCAUACCCUGAUGGGCAACUGGAACCAGGAAAGAUAUGACCUAAGGAAUAUUGUGCAGCCCAAACCCUUGCCUUCCCAGUUUGGACACUACUUUGAAACAACAUAUGAUACAAGCUACAACAACAAAACACCACUUUCAACCCGUAGAUUUAAGCGCGAGCCUCACUGGUUCCCAGGACACCAACCUGAGCUGGAUCCUCCUCAAUACAAAUGCACAGAAAAGUCAACUUAUAUGAGUAGCUAUUCAAAGCCUGAAAUAGAGCAUCACUCCAUCUGUCUGUGGAAUCCUAAUAACUGCCAAUUUCAGGAUCCAGGAUUCUAACAAAGAAUAAGAAGCUUCAUUUUUCCAGAGUAGAAUGUAGGAGGGAGCACAUUCUAAGCACAACUAAGAAUUUAGCUGACUGUAGCACAGUUUCACUCUCAAUAAAUAAACCACAGAAAAUA